Molecule: messenger RNA, 16984 nt
Organism: Mobula hypostoma (lesser devil ray)
Lineage: Eukaryota; Metazoa; Chordata; Chondrichthyes; Myliobatiformes; Myliobatidae
Exons: 12
Coding region: 92-13099 (4335 amino acids)
Biological process (GO): homophilic cell-cell adhesion
Cellular component (GO): plasma membrane
Molecular function (GO): calcium ion binding
Source: RefSeq, a predicted model, not a curated record
AUAUUUUCUGCAUCGCAUUUUCUCAUUUAUAUAAAUAGCUGUUAAAAGGCAUUGUCUCCAGUCGAAACCAUUGGAAUGACUUCUCCUGGAAAUGAGAGAUAAUAUAAACUGGCUGGUGAAAUAUCAAAUAUUUUACUGUUUGAUCACCUAUUGGGAUGUUGUUUGUGGCCACAUUCGUUACUCUGUUCCCGAGGAAUUGCAAGUAGGUGCCUUUAUUGGAAAUAUCGCAAUUGAUUUGGAGUUAAAUUUAAAGCAGCUGUCGGCUCGCAGAUUGCGGGUGGCGCCCAGUCCGAGGAAGCGGUAUGUUGACGUCAAUUUGGAGAACGGGAUUUUAUUUGUGAAAGAAAGAAUCGACCGGGAGCAACUUUGCGGGCCGAGCACCGAAUGUGUUUUAUCAUUCAACGUUGUGCAUGAAAAUCCCCUCGGUCUGCACCAGGUGGAAGUGGAAAUUCUCGAUGUUAAUGACAACGCUCCCAGUUUUCCUAAAAGACAGAUCCGCCUGGAAAUCUCAGAGAGUCGGGCACCGGGAGCGCGAUUCCACCUCGAAGCCGCUCAUGAUCCGGAUAUUGGAACUAAUUCCUUACAGACAUACAAGCUCCUUCCCAAUGAAUAUUUCAUUCUUGAUGUACAAGAACGAGAGAGGAUAGGAAAGUUACCAGUAUUGGUGCUGCUGAGGGCUUUGGACAGAGAGAAGAUAUCGACCCAUCAGAUAACUCUAGUUGCCGAAGACGGCGGAGUCCCUGUGAGAUCAGGGACUGUCCAGGUAACAAUCAAAGUGAACGAUGCGAAUGACAACUCUCCUGUUUUCUCACAGUCGGUUUAUCAGGUGAGUGUGUCGGAAUCGGCUCCCAAAGGAACUCUGAUUAUUACGUUAAAUGCCACUGAUUUGGACGAUGGUCCGAAUGCAGAGAUAAAGUACGACCUUAGCAGCCAUAAUUCAGCUGAGAUUCGUGCAUUAGUAGGAGUGAAUUCCAAAUCUGGGGAAAUCAUACUGAAAGGGCAGUUAGACUAUGAAGAAAGACAAUCUUUCGUCAUUAAUAUUUACGCAAUCGAUAGUGGGCAUCUCCCAAUACCCCAGUACUGCGAUGUGUUGGUGGAUGUAAUCGACGUGAAUGACAAUGCUCCUGAUCUGUUGGUGACAUCCAUGUCAGAUGUCGUGGCAGAAAAUGCUCCAGUGGGAACUAUAAUCGGCCUUAUCAGUGCAGAGGACAAGGAUUCUGAGAGAAAUGGUCAAGUGCAGUGUCGAAUUCCGAAUGAACUUCCCUUUAAGUUAAAUUCCUCUAUAAAUAACAAUUGGAAACUAUUUAUACAACAUGCACUGGAUCGCGAAACUACCUCGAGGUAUGACAUUACUGUAAUUUGUAGUGAUGCAGGGGAUGCUCCCCUAACAUCCAAGAAAACGAUCCGCGUAGAAGUUUCAGAUAUAAAUGACAACGCGCCAAGUUUUACGCAGUCUGUAUACACGGCUAAUAUAAUGGAAAACAACGAUAUUGGCGAUUCGAUAUUCUCCCUGACAGCUUUCGAUCCAGACUCGGGACAGAAUUCCCAUUUGAACUUUAAUAUCCUGAAUUCAACAGCAGCCUCGUAUGUCUCCAUCAACUCGCAGAGUGGUGUCAUAUUUGCUCGGAGAACGUUUGACUUCGAGAUUUUGAAGAACUUCCAGAUCCAAGUUCAGGUGCAGGAUUCUGGAGUCCCAGCCCUCAGCAGUAACGUUACAAUCCAUGUUGUUGUCCUUGAUGAGAACGAUAAUGCCCCGGUGAUCGUGCAUCCUUUACCUGCGUAUGGGUCAACGGUAAUGGAGACCAUGAGCAGGUUUGCUGAACCUGGAUACUUUCUUAUCAAGGUCUCAGCUACUGACGCCGACGCUGGUCAGAACGCCCGUCUGUCUUACCACAUUUUUCAGGCUACCAAUCGCGAUCUAUUUACUAUUUCAGCAGACACAGGUGAAGUUUGGAGUAUCCGCGGUAUUCGGAGUAAAGACGCUUCAAAACAAAGGCUGGUGAUUGUUGUGAAAGAUCACGGAACGCCCUCACUAUCAGCCACAGUCACCAUAGUGAUAUCUGUGACUGGAGAUGAAAAGAUUUUCAGUGCCACCAAUUUAAGUAAAGAUCGCGAGUACUCCCCUGAUGUGAACCUUCACUUACUCAUAGCAUUAGGGACAACAUCUAUAAUUUUUCUAGUAAUUUUAAUUAUUCUUGCGAUUAAAGUUCAUAAAAACAGAACUGGGAUGGGAUGCCAAUACAAUUCUCUGAAUAUCUGUUGUUGUUUGGAAACAAGGAACUUCCUAAAUGGAACUGAAAAAGCCAGCAGAAGUCUUCAAAUACCACCGAACUAUGUUGAGGUAUUCGGAGGUGAUCCACUUUCCCAGAGUUUCCGUUACGAAUCGUGUUCCACGCUGCACAGCGUGAAGAGAGACUACGCAACCUCACACACCUGCGCACCACCUGCAGGGAUGCACUACACAGAGAAAAGUACGAUUGGGAAAGGAAAUCCAGAAAUGAUUCGUUAUUCUGUUCCCGAGGAAUUGCAACGGGGUGCCUUUGUUGGGAAUAUCGCAAUUGAUUUGGGGUUUGAUUUAGAGCAGCUGUCGGCACGCAAAUUGCGGGUGGCACCCAGUCCGAGGAAGCAGUAUGUUGACGUCAAUUUGGAGAAUGGAGUUUUAAUUGUGAAUGAAAGAAUUGACAGGGAACAGCUUUGCGGGCCGAGCCCUCAAUGCGUUUUAUCUUUCAACGUUGUGCUUGAAAAUCCCCUCGGUUUGCACCAGGUGGAAGUGGAGAUUCUUGAUAUAAAUGACAACUCUCCCAGUUUCCCGAAACACCAGAUCCGGCUGGAAAUCUCAGAGAGCAGGGCACCGGGAGCGCGAUUCCCCCUUGAAGCCGCGCACGAUCCGGACAUUGGAACUAAUUCCUUGCAGACAUACCAGCUGCUCCCCAAUGAAUAUUUCGUUGUUGAUGUACAAGUCCACGAUGGAAUAGGGAAGUUCCCAGUAUUGGUGUUGCAAAGGGCAUUGGACAGGGAAACGAUAUCGACCCAUAGGUUAACGCUACUUGCUGAAGACGGCGGAGUCCCGGUGAGAUCGGGCACAGUCCAGGUAACAGUCACAGUGAACGAUGCGAAUGACAACCCUCCUGUUUUCUCCCAGUCGGUUUAUAAGGUCAAUAUGUUGGAAUCGGCUCCCAUAGGAACUCUGAUUAUUACGUUAAACGCCACAGAUUUGGACGAUGGUCCGAAUGGAGAGAUAACGUAUGCUCUCAGCAGCCACAAUUCAGCUGCGGUUCGUGAAUUAGUUGUCGUGAAUUCCAAAACUGGUGAAAUCAGACUGAAAAGGCAAUUGGAUUAUGAACAAAGCAAAACAUUUAUUAUUAAUCUGCAAGCAGUCAAUAGCGGCCCUUACCCAAUGCCCCAGCACUGUGAUGUUUUGGUGGAUGUGAUUGAUGUGAAUGACAACGCUCCUGAACUGUCGGUGACGUCCAUCUCGAAUUCUGUGACAGAAAAUGCUCCAGUGGGAGCUAUUGUCGCCCUGCUCAGUGCGGAAGAUAAGGAUUCUGGGCAAAACGGGCAUGUCGAAUGUCGAAUUCCGAAUAAUCUUCCCUUUAAGUUAGAUUCCCCUGUGAAGAACAGUUGGAAACUGCUUGUACAGCAUGUGCUGGACCGCGAGACUACCUCCAGGUAUGACAUUACAGUGACUUGUACGGACGCAGGGACGCCGCCCCUCACAUCCAAAGAAACGAUUCAGGUGCAAGUUUCAGAUGUAAAUGAUAAUGCACCCAGUUUUACGCAGUCUGUAUACACGGCAAAUGUUAUGGAGAACAACGUUAUUGGGGGAUCCAUAUUCUCCGUGACAGCUUUCGACCCAGACAGAGGGCUGAAUGCUCGACUGAAAUAUACUAUCCUGAAUUCAUCGCUAGCCUCAUAUGUUUCCAUCAACUCGCAGAGUGGUGUCAUUUAUGCUCAGAGAUCGUAUGACUACGAGAUGUUGAAAAAUUUCCAGGUAUACGUUGGGGUGCAGGAUUCAGGAAUCCCACCCCUCACUAGUAAUGUUACAAUUGAUGUUGUUAUCCUUGAUCAGAACGAUAAUGCCCCGGUGAUCGUGCACCCUUUACCCGAGUAUGGCUCAACAAUAAUGGAGACAAUGAACAGGUUUGCUGAACCUGGAUAUCUCGUUGUCAAGGUCUCAGCUACUGACGCCGAUACUGGUCAGAAUGCUCGUCUGUCUUAUCACAUUUUUCAGGCUACCCAUCGCGAUCUCUUUACUAUUUCAGCAGAAACCGGUGAAGUUUGGACUAUCCGUGACAUUCAGAUCAAAGAUGCUCCAAAACAAAGGCUGGUGAUUGUUGUGAAAGAUCACGGAACGCCCUCACUAUCAGCCACAGUAACUAUAUCAAUAUCUGUGACAGGUAGUGAAACGAUAUCCAGCGCCACAGGUCUAAGUAAAGAUCGUGAGCUCUCUCCUAAACUGAACUUUUACUUAGUCAUAGCGUUAGGGUCGACAUCUAUAAUUUUCCUCGUCAUUUUAAUUACCCUUGCUAUUAAAGUUCAUAAUAACAGAAACGGAAUGGAAUGCCAAUACAAUAUCUGUUGCUGUAUGGAAACAAGCAACUUUCUAAAUGGAACGCAAAAGGCCAGUAGAAGCCUUCAGGUUCCACCGAACUAUGUUGAGGUAUUUGGAGGUGAUCCACUUUCUCAGAGUUUCCGUUACGAGUCGUGUUCGACUUUGCAGACUGUCAAAAGGAACUUCACGGCCCCCCACAAGCAUGGACCGUCUGCCGGUAUUCCCUUGGCACAGCAGGAACCUCGUGAGAAAGAAAGUGCAGGAAUGGUAAACCCUGAAAUCUACAGCUGCCGUACAAAUAAUGAGCCCCCUUCAAUACACAGCCGCCAUCGCUUAAGAUCAGUCGCCGUGAAAACUGCAUUGCCAGCAGCACUGGAGGAUUGGAACUCGGUUCUUUUCACAUUGGAACAAUAUAAGAACAUUUCUAAGCUAACAGCAGAGGAUAUAUCAAAAAGUGGCCAGAUUAGAUAUUCUGUACCCGAGGAAUUGCAACUGGGUGCCUUUGUUGGAAAUAUUGCAAUCGAUUUGGAGUUAAAUUUAAAGCAGCUGUCUGCUCGUAGUUUGCGGGUGGCGCCCAGUCCGAAGAAGCGGUAUGUUGACGUCAAUUUGGAGAAUGGAAUUCUAUUUGUGAAUGAAAGAAUCGACCGAGAACAACUUUGCGGACCGAACACCGAAUGCAUUUUAUCAUUCGACGUUGUGCUUGAGAAUCCCCUCGGUCUGCAUCUGGUGGAAGUGGAGAUUCUUGAUAUAAAUGACAACGCUCCAAGUUUCCCUAGAAGCCAGAUCCGCUUGGAAAUUUCAGAGAUUACGGCACCAGGAGCGCGAUUCCCCCUCGAGACCGCUCACGAUCCGGAUAUUGGAGCUAAUUCCGUAGAGACGUAUCAGCUCCUUCCCAAUGAAUAUUUCAUUCUUGACUUACAAGUACACGGAGGUAUAGGGAAGUUCCCAGUAUUGGUGUUGUUAAGGGCAUUGGACAGAGAAACGAUAUCGACCCAUCAGUUAGUUCUAACUGCCGAAGAUGGCGGAGAACCUGUGAGAUCGGGCAAAGUCCAGGUAAAAAUUACAGUGACUGAUGCGAACGACAACUCUCCUGUUUUCUCGCAGUCGAUUUAUAAGGCCAAUAUGUUAGAGUCGGUUCCCAUAGGAACUCUAAUUAUUAUGUUAAACGCCACAGAUGUAGACGAUGGCACGAAUGGAGAGAUAACGUAUGCCCUCGGCAGUCAUAAUUCAGCUGAGGUUCGCGAAUUAGCUGCCGUGAAUUCCAAAACUGGUGAAAUCAGACUGAACGAGCACUUGGACUAUGAACAAAGAAAAAGUUUUUUAAUAAAUAUUCAAGCAGUCGAUAAUGGACAUCCCGCAAUGUCUGAACACUGUGAUGUCCUGGUGGAGGUUAUUGAUGUGAACGACAACGCUCCCGAAUUGUCGGUGACGUCGAUCUCAAAUUUCGUGACAGAAAACGCUACAGUGGGAACUAUUAUCGCACUGCUCCGGGCAGAGGAUAGGGACUCUGGGGAAAAUGGACAAGUACAAUGUCGAAUUCCGAAUGAGCUUCCCUUUGAGAUGAAUUCGUAUAUAAAUAACAACUGGAAAUUGUUGGUAGACCGUGCGCUGGAUCGCGAAACUUCCUCCAGAUAUGACAUCACUGUAACUUGCACAGAUGCUGGGAACCCCUCUCUCUCAUCUAAGGAAACUAUCCGUGUGGAAAUUUCAGAUGUGAAUGAUAAUGCACCAAGUUUUACGCAGUCUAUAUACACGAUAAAUAUAAUGGAGAACAACAUUAUUGGAAAUUCAAUAUUCUCCCUGACAGCUUUCGAUCCAGACUCGGGACAGAAUUCCCUGUUGAACUUUACUAUCCUGAACUCAUCUGGAGCUUCAUAUGUCUCCAUCAACUCACAGACUGGUAUUAUCUUUGCUCAGAGAUCUUUUGACUACGAGAAAUUGAAAAACUUCCAGUUCCAAGUUCAGGUGCAGGAUUCUGGUGAUCCCGCCCUCACCAGUAACGCUACAAUUGAUGUUGUUAUCCUUGAUCAGAACGAUAAUGCCCCGGUGAUCGUGCAUCCUUUACCCGAGUAUGGGUCAGCAGUAAUGGAGACCAUGAGCAGGUUUGCUGAAUCUGGAUAUCUCGUUGUCAAGGUCUCAGCUACUGACGCCGACGCUGGUCAGAACGCCUGUCUGUCUUACCACAUUUUUCAGGCUACCAAUCGUGAUCUGUUUACUAUUUCAACAGACACAGGUGAAGUUUGGACUGUCCGGGCUAUUGAGAGCAAGGAUGCUUCUAAACAAAGGCUAGUGAUUAACGUAAAAGAUAACGGAACGCCCUCACUUUCAGCCACAGUAAUCAUCGUAAUAUCUGUGACAGGAAGUGAAACGGUCUCCAGUGCCACCAGUUUAAGUAAAAAUCGCCAGUUCUCUCCCGACCUGAACCUUUACUUAGUUAUAGCAUUAGGAACGACAUCUAUAAUUUUCCUGAUAAUUUUAAUUAUCCUUGCUAUGAAAGUUUAUAACAGAACUGGAAUGGAAUGCCAAAGCAAUGUCGGGUGCUGUCUGGAUACAAGAAACUUUCUUAACGGGACUCAGAAGGCCAGUAGGAGCCUUCAGAUACCACCGAACUACGUCGAGGUAUUCGGAGGUGAUCCACUUUCUCAGAGCUUCCGUUACGCGUCUUGUUCAACAUUGCAGUCCAUGAAGAGAGACUUCACAGCCCCUCGUGGACCAUCUACAUCUAUUCCUUACACCCAUAAGAAACCCACUGGGAAAGAAAGCCCUGGAAUGUUAUCUACUGAAGACUACAGUUGCAAUACAAAUAAUGAGUUUCCACUGGAAAUGAGAUACAAUAUAUACUGGCUGCUGAAAUACCAACUGUUCUGCUCCUUGAUCAACUCCUGGGAUUUUGUUUGUGGCCAGAAUCGCUAUUCUGUUCCCGAGGAAUUACAACUGGGUGCCUUUGUUGGAAAUAUCGCAGUUGAUUUGGGAUUAGAUUUAAAGCAGCUCUCUGCUCGUAGAUUACGGGUGGCGUCAAGUCCGCGAAAGCGGUAUGUUGACGUAAGUUUGGAGAAUGGGGUUUUAUUUGUGAAUGAAAAAAUUGACCGGGAACAACUUUGCGGAUCGAGCACCGAAUGCGUUUUAUCAUUCAACGUUGUGAUUGAAAAUCCCAUCAGCGUGCACCAGGUGGAAGUGGAGAUUCUCGAUGUAAAUGAUAACGCUCCCAAUUUCCCCAAAAGCCAGAUCCGCCUAGAAAUCUCGGAGAUUAUGGCACCAGGAGCGCGAUUCCUCCUCGAGGCUGCGCACGAUCCGGACAUUGGAACGAACUCUUUACAGACCUACCACCUACUUCCCAAUGAAUAUUUCAUUCUUGAUGUUCAAGAGCACGAUAGGGUAGGAAAAUUACCGGAGUUAGUGCUGCAGAGGGCUUUGGACAGAGAAACGAUAUCGGCUCACCAUUUAACUCUAGUUGCUGAAGACGGCGGUGUCCCGGUGAGAUCGGGCACGGUCCAGGUAACAAUCGCAGUCAAGGAUGCGAAUGACAACUCUCCUGUUUUCUCGCAAUCGCUCUAUCAGGUCAGUAUGUUGGAAUCGGCUCCCAUAGGAACUCUGAUUAUCACGUUAAACGCCACGGAUUUGGACGACGGCCCGAAUGGAGAGAUAACGUAUGCUCUCAGCAGCCGUAAUUCAGCUGAAAUUCGCGAAUUAGUUAGCCUGGAUUCCAAAACAGGUGAAAUAAGUUUAAGAGAGUAUAUAGACUAUGAACAACGCAAAACCUUUGUUCUGAAUGCAGAAGCAAUCGAUAAUGGCCCUUACCCAAUGCCCCAGCACUGUGCUGUGGUGGUGGACGUUAUUGACGUGAAUGACAACGCCCCUGAGCUGUCGUUCACAUCCAUCUCAAAUACUGUGGCAGAAGGUGCUCCAGUGGGGACUAUUGUUGCGCUUCUCAGUGCAGAAGACAAGGAUUCUGAACAAAAUGGGCAAGUAGAAUGUCGAAUUCCAAAUAACUUACCCUUUAAGUUAGAUUCAGAUGUGAAGAACAAUUGGAAACUGCUUGUACAGCAUGUGCUGGAUCGCGAAGCUACUUCCAGCUAUGACAUUACUGUGACUUGCACGGAUGCAGGGAGGCCUCCCCUCGCAUCCAAGAAAUCAAUACGUGUGGACGUUUCAGAUGUAAAUGACAACGCACCAAAAUUUACGCAAUCGGUAUUCACGGCUAAUAUAAUGGAAAACAACGUCAUUGGGGAUCCCAUAUUCUCCCUGACAGCUUUCGAUGCAGACUCGGUACAGAAUUCUUGCUUGAACUUUACUGUCAUGAAUUCAGCCGUAGCUUCUUAUGUUUCCAUCAACUCGCGGAGUGGUGUCAUAUUUGCCCAGAGAUCUUUUGACUACGAGAGAUUGAAAACUUUCCAGAUACACGUCCGGGUGCAGGACUCUGGAACCCCACCCCUCGCCAGUAAUGUUACAAUUGAUGUUUUCAUCCUUGAUCAGAACGAUAAUGCCCCGGUGAUCGUGCAUCCUUUACCCCAGUAUGGAUCUACUGUAAUGGAGACAAUGAGCAGGUUUGCUGAACCUGGUUACCUCGUGGUCAAAGUGUCAGCCACCGACGCCGAUGCUGGUCAGAAUGCUCGUCUGUCUUAUCAUAUUUCUCAGGCUACCCAUCGCGGUCUGUUCACUAUUUCGGCAGAAACCGGGGAAGUUUGGACUAUCCGGACCAUUGAGAACAAGGAUGCUUCCAAGCAGAGACUUGUGAUUGUCGUAAAAGAUAACGGAACGCCUUCACUUUCGGCCACGGUAACCAUAGUAAUAUCAAUGACAGGAAGUAAAACUAUCUCCGGAGCUACCAGUUUAAAUAAAGCUCGCGAGCUCUCCCCUAAAUUGAACCUUUACUUAGUCAUAGCAUUAGGAACGACAUCUAUCGUUUUCCUCAUAAUUUUAAUUAUCCUUUCUAUUAUAGUUCGUAAUAACAGAAAUGAAAUGGGAUGCCAAUACAGAGCAUGUUGCUGUUUGGAAACAAGGAACUCUCUAAAUGGAACUCCGAAGGCCAGUAGGAGCCUUCAGAUACCACCGAAUUAUGUCGAGGUAUUCGGAGGUGAUCCACUUUCCCAGAGUUUCCGGUACGAGUCGUGUUCGACUUUGCAAUCGGUAAAGAGAGACUUCACGACACCGCAUACGCGCGGUCCAUCUGCUGUUAUGCACUAUGCGCAGAUGCAACACAUUGGGAAAGAAACUUCAGCAAUAGUAGACUCUGAAAUAUACAACUGCGGUACAAGUAAUGAGGUUUUUGUGCGACUCUUUGCAUUUCUAAUACGUUGUUACACCAAGUCAUGGAAGCACAUAGGAUUCCCUUAUGACUUUGUACCGAAACGAAAUUUAGUGAAUUGCUUAGUGGUUGUUAAAUCGGGUCCCGUCUUCCACAGUUUAUAUGUUAACUGUUUCGCGAGGAACUACAGAUGGUUUACACUGGAAAUGCGGUAUAAUAUAUAUUGGCUGCUAAAAUGUCGGUUGCUAUAUUGCGUGUUUUAUUCGUGGAGUAUAGUUUCGGGCACGAUUCAUUAUUCGAUUCCUGAAGAACUGCAGCAGGGCGCCUUUGCUGGGAACCUCGCAGCCGAUUUUGGUUUAGAUGUAAAGCAGCUUUCGGCACGAGGUGCUCGGAUCGUGUCCGGUCCCAAGAAAUCAUAUAUGGAUAUCAAUUUGAAAAAUGGACUUUUAUUUGUGAAGGAAAAAAUUGACAGAGAACAGCUGUGUGAGUCGAGGCUCUUUUGUGUGUUAUCCUUAGAUGUUUUGCUCGAAAAUCCCCUAAAGCUGUACCAGGUUUCAGUAGAGAUCCUUGAUGUAAAUGACAAUGCUCCCAUUUUCCCCGAGAGCGAAAUGCGGCUGGAGGUCUCCGAGCUGGCUACACCGGGAGCGCGUUUCCUUCUCGAGUCAGCGCAUGAUGCGGACGCCGGGCCCAAUUCCUUGCAAACGUACAAGCUCCAUCCGAACGAAUGUUUCUUUCUGGAUGUGCAAGUGCGCACAGGAAAUGAAAUGUUACCAGUAUUAGUGUUGCAGCGCCCCUUGGACAGAGAAAAAGAAUCGAUCCACAAAUUAGUUUUGAUAGCGGAGGAUGGUGGUAUCCCUUUAAGGUCAGGCACCCUUAAGGUUACCAUCACGGUGACGGAUGCAAACGAUAACGUGCCUGUUUUUCCUCAGUCAACUUAUAAAGUUAGCCUAUUAGAGUCUGCACCCAAAGGAACACUUAUUAUCAAAUUAAACGCCACUGACGUGGACGAUGGUCCCAACGGAGAGAUUAUGUACUCGUUCAGCAGCCAUAAUUCUGCCAGAGUGCGUAAACUUUUUGAUGUUAAUUCCAAAACUGGUGAAAUUACAUUGAAAGGAAAAUUGGAUUAUGAAGAGAGUAGAACAAUGGAGAUUAGCAUACAGGCAAAGGACAUGGGUUUAAACUCAGUGGCCGUGUAUUGUGACGUGUUGCUGAACAUUAUCGAUGUCAAUGAUAACGCACCUGAGGUAACAGUCACAUCCCUAUCGAGUAACGUUUUGGAAAAUGUUCCCAAUGGGACUGUAGUAGUUCUCUUCAGUGUAGAAGACAAGGACUCGGGACAAAACGGACAAGUACAGUGUCAAAUUUCAAGCAAACUGCCCUUUAGACUCGAUUCAUCUUUGACGAAUUAUUACGGGAUGCUUAUUGACCAACCGUUGGAUCGCGAAAGCGCCUCCAGGUAUGAUGUUACAAUAACAUGUACCGAUGCAGGAAUCCCUCCUCUCACAUCUCAGGAAACCAUUCGCUUGGAGGUUUCAGAUGUAAAUGAUAACGCGCCAAGAUUUAUGCAGCCCGCGUACACCGCUAGUGUCAUGGAGAAUAAUGUGAUUGGUGCUUCUAUAUUACAGAUAAGUGCCGUCGAUCCAGAUGUAGGGCAAAAUUCCAGAUUGAAAUUUUAUAUUCUAGAGUCUCAACAUCGGAACCCCCAAGAAAAUUCUUACGUCUCUGUUAAUUCAGAGAGUGGCGUCAUAUUUGCCCAGAGAUCGUUUGACUACGAACAACUGAAGAAGUUUCAGAUCCAGGUUCAGGUGCAGGAUUCCGGAGUCCCGCCGCUCUGCAGCAACGUUUCAGUGGAGAUUGUUAUACUCGAUCAGAACGACAAUGCCCCAGUGAUUGUGAAUCCUCUGCCCGAAUACAGAACAGAAACAAUAUCUCUGUUCUCUGAACCAGGAUCCCUCGUUGCCAAGAUAGCAGCCACCGAUGCUGACAGUGGUCAAAACGCCUUUCUCUCUUUCCAGAUUUUUCAAGCCACCCAUCAUGAUCUUUUUACUAUUUCGCCGGAGACUGGCGAAAUUUGGACUAUACGUCGGAUCACAAGCAAGGAUGCCCCUAAGCAAAGGCUAGUGAUUGUGGUCAAAGAUCAUGGAACUCCUUCACUCUCAUCUUCUGUGACCAUAGCAUUGACUGUGGUUGGGGCUGACAGUGAAAAGUUCUCAGGUGCUAAUGGUUUACCUAAAAAUCUGGGAUUCACACGCCAUCUUGGUUUUUCUUUGGUCAUAACGUUUGGGAUAACAUCUACAGUUCUCUUUGUUAUUUUACUUAUCCUUGCUGUUAAGAUUUAUAGAAACAGGCAGGGAUCCGGAGGACAUCACUGUUCCUGUUGCUGCCUUGGAUCAAGAGAUUCUCUGAAUGGAAUUCAAAAGGCCAGUCGAAGCCUGCAGAUACCUCCAAAUUACGUCGAGGUAUUCGGGGGCGAUCCACUCUCUCAGCGUUUUCCUUACAAGUCAUGUUCAACUUUGCCGUCGACGGAUGUCAAAGCAUGUGGGCAUUCCACAGGCGAUCAUUAUCUACAGAAUGAAGUUUUCAGGAAAGACAAACCUGAAAGUGGCAAUUACAGCAACACUAUAAAUAACGAGGUGAAACAACCAAAUAGUGAUUGGCGUUUCUCACAGACCCACAGAGCUGAGCUAAACAGUUCCCAGUACCUGGAGGAGGAAGGUGCACAGCGCGAAAUACAAUGUGAAGUUCAGCGUGAGGUCCAGCGGGAGGUCCAGCGGGAGGUGCAGCGAGAAGUACAGCGCGACGUGCAGUGUGAUGUGCCACGCAACAUUCAACGCGACCUACAGCGCGAUGUGCACUGUGACGUGCAGCACGUUGCUGAAAAUGACCCUGGCGGACCAAGGAAACCAGUAUGUGCAAGGCCUCCCGCCAUCCCAGCCGGUAGAGAUGGGUGGACAUUACCACGGACAGCUCCUCGAAUGCAGCUACAGAUGACGCUAGGCACUCACGUACCAGGGACCCUGCGAAGUCAGUACCUCUUCCCCCGAGAGUCUCGUAUCUCCGGAGCACGUAUCAGUAAUUCAAGCGUGGAGUUCACUGCUUUCCCUGUUGGCAGCCUCCAUGGUCCUUGGGCUGUAAACCAGACACGAGAUCGUAGAGGCAUCACCUGUCCGGGCAGCCGGAGACCAGAGUUGGACACCGAGGCUCGCUGUGAAAUUUCCUGCUCACCAUCAAGCCUCCGAUUAUCUACACAAUGUCUAUAUUCCCGGGACCACCACCACCCUCUCCGGCAAGUCAACAACUGAGCGUGAAGGGAAGAAGUCCUUCAUAACUUUUGGGAAGAAGAAAAAAAGUGGUAAAUAGAAGAGGGGGUCAAACUAAACAUUUCAAUAAUUGUGAAAAACAUAAAAUGGAGCUGCAUGACAGAAGCACGUCUUUUUUUUAAAAAAAUACUAAAUGUCACUUCAAAAAAAAAUUAAUUGGGCCAAAGAAGCCCUUUGCUGCACUAAGUAUUAGUUUGAAAGGGAAUGGAUUUUUUAAACUUUGAUUUUCAUUGAUAGUGUUCAAAAUUCUUUGCAAUCCUCCAAUUUAACAAGUAUUAGAACAGAAAUGUGGCAAUUUAUGCCAUGCACAAUUGUUUAAGGAGGCCUCAAUUGCCUGAAGAUACUAUGCAUUAGGUUUAUGUGGUAUUAUCCCUUGCCAGCUCAGAAUUAAAGGCAACCAACUCCAGAUUUUGAGAUAUUAUUCUGGACAUCAUUGCCACAAGGAACUUGUCAGUGAUUUUCUUUUCAAACACACUGGGGAAAGUUAAAUUUGUUAGUAGCCUCAAGCACUAACUUGAUCAAGGGCUGUGUUGGCGCGUGGUCAAGUGGUUAAGGCAUUGGACUAGCGAUCUGAAGGUCGCGAGUUCGAGCCUCAGCCGAGGCAGUGUGUUGUGUCCUUGAGCAAGGCACUUAACCACACAUUGCUCCUGCAUGUUUAUAGCCCAGUGGCGGCAGUUGGUCCAGUAUGGACAAGACAAGACAAGACAAGGGCUUCUUUUAGGAAUGGGGUACUGAGUUCCAAUAGGAGAUUUAUCCCAGAGCUUCCUUCCUAAGCUUCCCAAACUUAAUUCAAUUCAGCUGUAGUGAAUGAUAGGACCUACAGUUGCCUCUAAACAGAAUUCCUUUGCUGGCUCUAUCUAGUUCAAGUUCAAGUUUAUUGUCACUCAACCAUACAUAUGUAUACAGCUAAAUGAAACAAUGUUCCUUUGGGACCAAGGUGUAAAACUCAGUACAUAUAUCGCAUAAAGUGCAUAAAAUAAUAUUCACACAAUAAUAUUAACAGAUAAUAAAAAUAUUCUGUAGAUAAACAAGUUGACAUAAAGUGCUUAUAUGACAUAUCGUUAAAUAUACAACAGUAUAAUGCUAGUGGCACAAACAUAACUAAUGUGUACUGUGUACUGGGUGAUAGCAGGGUGUUCAGAAGUCUCACAGCCUGGGGGAGUAAGCUGUUACUUGUCCUUGUUCUUAUACUGCGGUACCUUAUGCCUGAUAGUACAAGGUGGGAUGGAUGGGUGGGGUCCUUAACAAUGCUGAAGUCAAGAGGAGAGUGGCUGGGUUGUUUACCUCACAGCAGUCUGGAGAUAUUUAAAAGUGAAAUUUCCAGUGCUGCCAGAUGAGACUGCAUUGGCAUUAGGCCACAUUACCAGGAUAAUUGGCACAGACUAUCUAACUCCAUCUUUAAUGAAUUAACACCAGUGGAAAUAAAUCCACUCUGACUUGCAUCACUGAGAAGUUGUGCCUACCUGAAAAAAUAAUGUAUAUAAAUUUAAUCCUCAAUUUUGAUGGGACACUACAGAAACAUUAAAAAAAAACAUUCCCUGAUUCAAACGUAUGUUAUACAUAUGUGAGCAGCCACAAUUUAAAUUCAGUCAAAUACUUAUUGUCUUGAGUCUCCAUUUUGUUCAGUCUAAAAUGUCACGCAGCCUUAACAUCGAUUAAGGAACAUGUUAAGAGUUCAGUUUCGCUUUGUGCAUGUACGUCACUCUGUGGGUUAUCGCUUGCAUUACAUUUUCUGUAAAUUAUUCUCUGUUUAAUGCCCCACAUUUAGUUUUAGGAGGGGUGUGGCAGAACAGAGAAGAGGGGAGAAAAAAAGCAAGUGAGAAAAUAAUUGAUGCUGCUUUUCCACCAUUAGCUGCAUCAGGAAUGGCCCAGAACUUGCAGAUGGACACUGAGAGCAUCUAGCUAGGGAGAAGAAUCACUGCUCAUCUCACUCCUUUGGAUCACUGUCCACUUCUCUCCCUUGGUGGCCCAGGGCAGCAGAUCCAACGAUAUAAGGGUGCCACGGUAGUACUGUAGUUAGUGUCACGCUACUAUAGCUUGGAGCAUUCUGCUGUUCAGAGUUCAAUUCCGGCGCCGACUGUAAGGAGUUUGUACACUCCUCCCGUGACCGUAUGGGUUUUCUUUGGGUGUUUCGAUUUCUUCCCACAGUCCAAAAUUAUACCAGUUAGUAGGCUAAUUGGUCAUUGUAAAUUGUCCUGUGAUUAGGCUAGGGUUAUAUAUGUGGUUUGCUGGGCCGUGCGGCUCGUUGGGCUGAAAGGACCUGUUCCGUGAUUUAUCUCUAAAUAAAUAAAUAGAAUUAGUGAUGAUGUUCUCAAUGAUGCAGGUUGAGUGUCUUUGUAUAGACUUGUAACAUAGUCAUAAUGACAAAAGCUUUCAGAACAAUAGAAUGGAGGGUAAGGAAGGAGAAAAGUAUAUUAAAAUACCAAAAAAAGGGUUAUAUAUGGGGCAAUGGUUGCCACCUUAUGAAGGAGCCAAAUCGGACAAAGAGGAUUGGAUCAGACUGAAUGCGUAGUGGGAUCCUAGCCUGAGUUCUCAGGUAUGUUUUAUUAAAGGUGAAAUCUAAUUCUGCCCGAGACAGGGAUGAAAAUAAAAACAAAUUUAUUAUGCAGUCCGUAGUUUACAAAUUCCUGAAUUGAUUCAUUUGGAGUAGAUUUCAUUGUUGUCCAGGGCUGUAAAAUGAAUGAGCAACUGAGGAGUCCCCUUUUGCACACUUCCUGACUGGAAGUAAAAUAUGGGAGGGAUACAGACUGGGCUCCUAGCUCACGAACAUCAGCUUGGAGGAAGCCAUAUUCUACUGUCUGACAGUGAGCUCAGCAUGAACAAUAAACAAAGCUGGAAAAAGCCUUGGUGUAGGGACAAUCAUCCAGACUUGGUGUGCAAACCAGCAACACUACCAGAAAGCAUCUUUGAAGAGCAGGCAUGAGAAGGUUCCAGGUUCUGGUGAAAGGUUAUCCACCUGACACCCUGACCCUGUUCCUCUGCCCUCAAAUGCCACCUGACCUGCUGAGUACUUCCAGCAUUUUGUUUUUUUUUAAUUUCAGAUGGCCAGUUGUGUUGCUUUUCAGGGUACAGAAGGGUUGUUUAUGCCCAGGAACCCUCAAACAAUCCAAGUCAGUGCCUUCAGGAGUAAAGAAAGGGUUAAAAAAAUUGGGAGAGGGGAAAAGAAAUAGGUUGUCCAGUUUAAUCCUAGAUAGGUGGCAACCAUGAUUGGGACUAAAGAUUAGAGGAUCAGAGACUUGAAAUAUUUAGAAACUUGAGUCCUAUCAUGUAACAUUUAUUUUAACACUAGCGAUAACCCUAUAACAUAUUUUCUCUUAGGACUGGAUUAAUCAGCCAUUGCUUUGAGAAUGAAGCCUUGGCAACCAGUGAGUAGUCUAUAGCUGUUUUAAUAUUUAGGCAUGCUGAAUGUGUCCUGUGAUUAACAAAUAUGAAUAUAUCCAUAUACUAGUAUCUGUCUUAUUUCUUAGGGGAAAAAAGAAGACUGAAUUAGAUCUCGAGACAUUGUGAAUCUCUUUGUAGUUUCUUGAUGUUUUUGCUAAAACUCGUUUUAUUACAAUUAUACCAUGUGGUGUUGUAGACUUCUUAUACACUGCUUUCUACAUAUAAUAUUAGUCAAACAUGAAAGUGAUAGAUCCUUUCUUAUGAAGCUCAUGUUCUACUUUUGAGAUUUGCUUGCAAUUGCCAACUUCAAUAUGAUAGCCUGUAUAACACUGAGUGAGUAUAUUGUACCCUGUAUUGCUCUUCUGACCUAAAUUUGCUGUAAUCCUAAUGUUAAAAUCUUGCUUUCCUUUUAAUUGCAUUGGAUUAUAUUAGUAAUGUUUUGCUCUAAAUUCAGUCUUUCCAAUAAAAUUAUUCCUUUUAAUCCAA